AUGGAGCACUACCACCCUCUAGUGGUCACCUCUGAGGACAGUACUAGACUACAGCAGGGCAAUUCCACUCAUCCAGGGCUACUCCAAGGCUGCUCCAAGGGCUGCUCCAAGGGCUGCUCCCAGGGCUGCUCCCAGGGCUGCUCCCAGGGCGUGCUCCAAGGGCUGCUCCAAGGCUGCUCUUCCAAGGGCUGCUCCAGGGUGCUCCCAGGGCUGCUCCAAGGGCUGCUCCAAGGGCUGCUCCAAGGGCUGCUCCCAGGGCUGCUCCAGGGCUGCUCAAGGCUGCUCCAAGGGCUGUCGUGCUCCAAAGGGCUGCUCCAGGGCUGCUCCCAGGGCUGCUCCAAGGCUGCUCCAAGGCUGCUCAAGGGCUGCUCCAAGGGCUGCUCCAAGGUGCUCCCAGGGCUGCUCCAAGGCUGCUCCAUGGGCUGCUCCCAGGGCUGCUCCAAGGGCUGCUCCCAGGCGUCCCAAGACGCCGCCGACGCAGAGAAAACAUUUGGAGGCUACUCCAAGGGCUGCUCCAAGGGCUGCUCCAAGGGCUGCUCCCAGGGCUGCUCCCAGGGCUGCUCCCAGGGCUGCUCCAAGGGCUGCUCCAAGGGCUGCUCCAAGGGCUGCUCCCAGGGCUGCUCCCAGGGCUGCUCCAAGGGCUGCUCCAAGGGCAAUUCACUCAUCCCAGGGCUACUCCAAGGCUGCUCCAAGGCUGUCCAAGGCUGCUCCCCAGGCUGCUCCCAGGGCUGCUCCAAGGGCUGCUCCAAGGGCUGCUCCAAGGGCUGCUCCAAGGGCUGCUCCAAGGGCUGCUCCCAGGGCUGCUCCAAGGGCUGCUCCAUGGGCUGCUCCCAGGGCUGCUCCAAGGGCUGCUCCCAGGGCGGCUCCAAGACGCCGCCGACGCAGAAGAAACAUUUGGA
Salvelinus sp. IW2-2015 is the source of this 899-nucleotide messenger RNA. The record is from RefSeq and is a predicted model, not a curated record. NCBI's taxonomy places the organism in Eukaryota, Metazoa, Chordata, Actinopteri, Salmoniformes, Salmonidae.